Messenger RNA from Aspergillus glaucus CBS 516.65, 984 nucleotides. RefSeq names its product phosphoglycerate mutase family protein. The transcript is spliced from 3 exons. NCBI's taxonomy places the organism in Eukaryota, Fungi, Ascomycota, Eurotiomycetes, Eurotiales, Aspergillaceae. The record is from RefSeq and is a predicted model, not a curated record. The coding region runs from base 1 to 984 and encodes 327 amino acids.
AUGCCGCUGGACACAAUAUAUCUAACCCGUCAUGGCCACCGUCUGACCUUCACCGUUGACCCCAAAACCGGCGAAUACCAUUCCCAAUUCCCAACCCCCACCGAUAACCCAGCAGACCCAAUCCUAACCUCGCACGGCGUGCAGCAAUCGCACGAACUCGCCGCGCACAUCUCCAGCCCGGGGUUCCAGCCCAAGCCGUUCCGAAUCUACUCGAGUCCGUACUAUAGAUGCCUGCAGACGAUAAAGCCGACUGUGGAGAAGUUGCGGGAGUUACAGAUGCUACCGGAACCAGAGCGAGUGGAUGGGAAAAUAGCGGAUGAUUGGGAGGAUGGGGUGUUGCGUGUUCAGGUUGAGGAUGGGGUUGGCGAAUGGUUCGGCCCAACAUCCUGGUUCCACCAUCCCAGCCCCGAGUCCCCCAACGUCCUCUCAGGACACUUCCCAGACCUCCUGUACGAAAACAUCAAUGGCACAACCUACAAACCCGUCCUUGUCCCCUCCACCCGCGGCGAGACAAUCGCCCAACUGCACAACCGCCUCGCCCUAGCAUUGACCGCCAUCAUCGCAGACCUAGACCUCCAUAUCUCAAUGGACGAAGAAGAACAACCAGAAAGUGAACGAACCAGUAAAGCAGUCCUGAUAUGCUCGCAUGCAGCAUCGCUGAUCGCAAUGGGACGGGUAUUAACGGGGAACAUGCCCGAUGAUAGCGGGGAGGAGGAUUUCAAUGCGUUCACGGCGGGACUGAGUACGUUUAAGCGGAGGGGUCCUGCUGUCCCGUUAACUGGGGCUUUUGGUGCUACGGGACAUGUCAAUGAGGAUGAUGAACGGGCGACGAAGAAGAUGGUGGCGCCUGGGACGGAGAUGCUGAGGCCUCGGAUGGGGAGGGUUCCUGAGUGGGAGGGGGGAAGCGGGGUUGGGGGUGGAUGGGAUUGUGUUGGGAAUGGGGAUUGUAGUUUUUUGAGUGGUGGUACUGAGAGGGGAUGGUGA